GCUAGCUCAGUUGUGUCAGUCAGAUGAUUGUCCAAACAAGGACACUUACACGGGCGUCAGUUUACAUCCUCAAAAUACUAAUGUACAGCUGAGAAAAUGAAGAAAAACAAGGGAAAGGUGAACACCACCACUGAGAAGGAGUUUGUAUUUAAGUUCAGGGCAGGGAGGAAUGUCUGUGUCCUCAAAGUACCUCUGCAAUUCCCUGUCCAAGAAAACGUCAGUGACCUUCAUGGACGACUUAUGCUGCUGCACAAAAUACCUUGCUUCGUUGAGAAUGAACUGAAGAGCACACUGUCCACCUUUAUUGAGAGUGAAACCAUCCAGGACUAUGACAGAGAAGCAGAGUUGGCCCUACAGAGACUGACAACAGGAGAGGUGGACAUCAACCAGCUUACAAACACAUGGGCUAAGGCCUACUCUGAGACAACGCUGGAACAUGCUCGUCCUGAGGAGCCCUGCUGGGAUGAGGACUUUGCAGAUGUUUACCACGAGCUCAUCCAUUCCCCGGCCUCUGACACCCUGCUCAACCUGGAACACAACUACUUUGUCAGCGUCUCAGAGCUCAUCAGUGAGAGAGACAUGGAGCUGAAUAAGUUACAAGAGAGACAGGCAGCAGAGAUGGACAAAGUCAUGCAGGAGCUGGGAAAGACCAUGACUGACCAGGAUGUAAAUGCAGUUGCCUCUCAACACUUCGAUGCCCAGCAGGUGCUGGAGAACAAGUGGGCCAAUGAACUGAAACAGGUGACUCAUAUUCAGAAGCAGGAGUAUCAGGAGUGGGUGAUCAAACUGCACCAGGACAUGCAGAACCCCAAUAACAGCACUAUUAAUGAGGAGAUCAAGGUGCAGCCCAGUCAGCUGACAGUGGAGUCUGAGCCUGGGGCCAGGCUGUAUGAGGAGCAGCGACAGCUGGAGGAGAGCUUCACCAUCCACUUAGGUGCACAGCUGAAGACCAUGCACAACCUGCGGCUGGUGCGGGCAGACGUGCUGGACUUCUGUAAGCACCGUCGGCAUGGCAGCAGCGGGACCAAGCUGCGGCGGUUGCAGACUGCUCUGUCGCUCUACUCCUCGUCCCUGUGUGGCCUGGUGCUGCUGGUGGACAACCGGGUCAACUCCUAUAGCAGCAUCAAGAGAGACUUUGCCACAGUAUCUAAGGAGUGUACAGACUUCCACUUCCCUCGCCUGGAGGAGCAGCUGGAGGUGGUCCAGCAGGUGGUGCUUUACGCCUGGGCUCAGAGGAGCAGCAAGCACAAAGUCCAGCCCGAGGUUCCUAGGAAUGGAACUAAUACUGAAGAUAAAAACAAAAAUUUGGAAAGGAAUCCCUCCAAUAUCUUACCAGGUGAAUUUUACAUCUCCCGCCACUCCAACCUGUCUGAGGUCCACAUAGUGUUCCACCUGUGUGUGGAUGACAACGUGCGCUCAGGCAACAUCACGGCCCGGGACCCUGCCAUCAUGGGCCUCCGCAACAUCCUCAAGGUCUGCUGCACUCACGACAUCACCACCAUCACCAUCCCUCUGCUACUGGUCCACGACAUGUCAGAGGAGAUGACCAUCCCGUGGUGCCUGAAGCGGGCCGAGCUGGUCUUCAAAUGUGUCAAAGGUUUCAUGAUGGAGAUGGCAUCGUGGGAUGGAGGGAUCUCACGGACUGUUCAGUUUCUAGUUCCACAGAGUAUAUCGGAGGAGAUGUUCUACCAGUUGAGCAACAUGCUGCCUCAGAUCUUCCGCGUCUCCUCCACCCUCACGCUCACCUCCAAACGCUGAGGGAGACACAGGACCAAUCACAUUGGCUUGGAAACUGUCAACACUGAGUUCCAGCAAACAUAUUUAAACUGUUGCAUUUCACAGGGGUUAGUGUGAUGGAUGACUUUAUCAACCCCCUUGCAUAAUUAGCAUCUUGAGGCAAGGCGGCAUCAUCUCGGGGCAAGGUGACAUCAUCUUGCCAAAAAGAUAGAUUGUGUUGUUGUCCGAGACGAGCAUUAUGCAGUUUUUGUGCAUUGCAGUGAAUUAUAGUGACGGCUCUGUCUGUCAUUAUUCCUCUCCACUCGAGUAACAGCAGAGGGCACUGUUCUCAGAGACAAAGCCCCCAACUCUCUGAUAGAUGUUUAUUCUACUUUGUGCCUAAACAUGGACUUUAUCUUUUAUUAUGAAAUUUACAGUUGGCAUUAAAGUUGCACCCUAUUGAGCAUACACAAGUUCAGCAAUUAAACUUUUCGAUGUGGCAUUCCAAUGAACUCAUUCCAAUUUACGCCGUGUUUACACCUCGGCGGUAAAUGUUUUUAGUAGAAAUGUAUGUAAGGAGUGUUGAAACUGUUUCAAGGAGAAUGACAGGCUGUGUAUAUAGUCACAAACUUACAUUACUGAUCUAAUGUGAAUUUCAUCUCUGUGAAAUGUUUCUGAUUUGACAUUAUUUACAUUUUUUUUACUGGGGCCUGAAGCACUGGAGAAUAGUCUACACCAUAUUGCAGUUUCUGCACAAUUUUAUUUUCUGUUUAGGAAUAAUCCACGAUUGGCUAAUAUGACAUAGUAAUUGCAUUCCAUUUCUGCUUGGAUUAAGUCAUUUUAGGUAGAUGAAAUAAUUAUUAUUGUCAAACACUCGGGCUCCCGAGUGGCGCAGUGGUCUAAGACACUGCAUCUCAGUGCAAGAGGCGUGCGUCACUGCAGUACAUGGCUCGAAUCCAGGCUGCAUCACAUCCGGCCGUGAUUGGGUGGCGCACAAUUGGCCCAGCGUCGUCCGGUAUUGGCCGUCAUUGUAAAUAAGAAUUUGUUCGUAACUGACUUGCCUAGUUAAAUAAAAAAUAAAAACACUUUCCUGCCCUGAAUAUCAGUGUCAGUAUUGAGAUGAUUAAACAGAUCAAGUGCACUAAUCAAAA
Molecule: messenger RNA, 2867 nt
Organism: Oncorhynchus nerka (sockeye salmon)
Lineage: Eukaryota; Metazoa; Chordata; Actinopteri; Salmoniformes; Salmonidae
Gene: ferry3
Product: FERRY endosomal RAB5 effector complex subunit 3
Exons: 14
Coding region: 97-1758 (553 amino acids)
Biological process (GO): regulation of mast cell degranulation
Cellular component (GO): cytoplasm
Source: RefSeq, a predicted model, not a curated record